Molecule: messenger RNA, 207 nt
Organism: Arabis nemorensis
Lineage: Eukaryota; Viridiplantae; Streptophyta; Magnoliopsida; Brassicales; Brassicaceae
Source: the annotation of a GenBank genome assembly
AUGGCUCGUACAAAGUUGGAGGCUAGACGAAUGGGUCCGGUUAGAGUGGUUCGCGACGGAGCAGAGGCGAGCAAUAGAGCAGAGGAGAGGAAUCGACAAGUUCAGAGGGAUGCAGAAUCAAAUGAAGAAUCGGAUGAGAUGGAUUCAAAUGAGGAAUCGGGUGAGGAAUCAAAUGAAGAAGGACAAUCUGACAAAGCGUACUACUAG